Messenger RNA from [Torrubiella] hemipterigena, 876 nucleotides. The record is from the annotation of a GenBank genome assembly. Lineage: Eukaryota; Fungi; Ascomycota; Sordariomycetes; Hypocreales; Clavicipitaceae.
UGCACAUACAUCUUGCCACCUGCAACAUCAAAUCGAAACCAGCGCGUAUGUAGACAUUGAACCGCAAAAAGGGAAAUAUCUACACUGGCGGCCAGAAACCAUCUAGCUAGACUCCUGCGUAGUCUUGCCAUCCCCUUCUCAUCUCGCCCUCUACACACUCCCACCCUACAGGCCGGCCUCAACAUGGCGUGGCAAUGCUCAGGUCGCAGCAAUACGGAGCUGAUAGAAAAUAUGUGGAGGCGCGGGUUAAUAACAGAUAAAGCGGUAAAAGAGGCAUUUCUAAAGGUUGAUCGCGCACAUUACGCGCCUUCAUCACCCUACGAAGACUCCCCACAAGCCAUAGGACACGCUGCCACCAUCUCAGCACCUCAUAUGCACGCGAGCGCAGUAGAACAUGUUUUGGAGUAUCUGCUACCUACUUCGCCACGGCGCGUGCUCGACGUAGGCUCAGGUUCAGGGUACUUGACACAAGUUCUGGCCGAAGUCAUUGGUGACCAGGGCAAAGUUGUUGGCGUCGAGCACAUUACAGCGCUGAAGGAGCUGGGCGAAGGUAACAUGAGAAAAAGUGAGCGUGGGAGAGAGCUGCUUGCCUCGGGGAGAGUGCAGUUUGUGGUGGGCGAUGGCCGCAAGGGAUGGGAUGAUGGUGAGGGCGGUUGGGAUGUCAUUCAUGUGGGUGCUUCUGCGAGAGAAGUACAUGAGCCACUGAUUGAGCAACUCAAAGCGCCUGGCUGUAUCUUUAUACCCGUAGACGACGAUGCGACAGGAUAUGGUCAACACGUUUGGAGCAUAUCGAAAGACGCGAAUGGCGAAAUCACUAGCGAGAAACUCUUUGGCGUUCGAUAUGUUCCUCUGACCGAUUCACCAGAGAAACUUUAG